This is a messenger RNA of Penicillium manginii, 2865 nucleotides long. RefSeq names its product MutS family protein MSH5. The transcript is spliced from 15 exons. The record is from RefSeq and is a predicted model, not a curated record. Gene Ontology annotation, biological process: chiasma assembly; mismatch repair. The coding region runs from base 1 to 2865 and encodes 954 amino acids. Gene Ontology annotation, molecular function: ATP-dependent DNA damage sensor activity; ATP binding; mismatched DNA binding. Gene Ontology annotation, cellular component: nucleus. Lineage: Eukaryota; Fungi; Ascomycota; Eurotiomycetes; Eurotiales; Aspergillaceae.
AUGCGCUCUUCUCAGAAAAGAAAAAAACCACCGGAAAUCCUUCGGUACCAUCCAGUCAUUCCUCGUACCUAUGGAUCCAGGCCCGGCAAAGCACCAUAUGCAUCAAGCCGAGCUUUCCUCAAUCUCGAGGGUUCGUUCCAGACACCAAGUCCUUUGACGGAUGGACAAGUCCAACCCUCUUUCCUAGCAGAGUCCCAGGCUGAAUUAGAAGGCUCGCAACUGUCCGCUGAGGACGACAUCGGUCAUGUCAUCGCUGCAAUUGAUAUAAAGGAUUGCGGAACUGUGGGCUGUGCGUACUACUCCGCGGAGAAAGAGAGAAUGUACCUUCUCACAGAGAGCCGCUUGGGAGAACGAGAUACAAUUGAGGCUUUGAUACGGCAGAUCAAACCUACAGUGAUCCUAGUUCCUUCUCGAGUUGAUAUGCCGGCUAUUCUAGAGCAAACCCAAAACACUGCUCAAGAAACAGUCACCUCCUCUUACCUCCCAUAUCAAAUCGAUGCACGCCCCGCCCAAGAAUUCAGCACCUCAAACGCAAAAGAAAGAUUGGUGGCCCUCGACGUGUCAUCGGCUCACGAACAACGUCUUCGUUUUCUUGUGCCCGAGAGCGGUAUCUCCGGUCCGAGUCCCGAAGAGGUGAACGCCGAGGACAUGGGCUUCACACUUCACGGAGGGCGGCUGCUACAUAUAUCCAGCUCGGUUGAUAUGGAUAAUCCUAUCACACUUGGCUGCGUCGGGGCUGUCCUUAGUUACCUACAGCGACGUAGGGCUACAGGUACAAGUAUGGACCCCAUUGGACCAACGGACGAGUGUCCAUUCCAAGUUCGGUCUCUGGAAAUGUUCAACUUGGAGAAUACAAUGUGGAUUGGAAGCAACACUUUUCAAUCUCUCCAGAUCAUCCAACACGAGUCUCAUCCGAAUCUAUUCAAUCAGGGCCCAGGCACAAAAUCGUCUUCUAGCAAAGAGGGAUUGUCAGUAUAUGGUCUGUUUCAACGUUUCGCGCAUAGCCCCCAAGGGCGCUCGAGGCUGAAACAGAUCUUCAUCCGACCAAGUUUGGAUUCCAGAGUCAUCUUACAGCGGCACGAUUUCAUCGGGGUAUUUUCACGGCCAGAUAACCAGGCUUCUUUGGACAAGAUGACCAAGGCAAUGAAGCAUAUCAAGAAUCUUCGGCCUGUUAUGUCCAAUCUUCACAAGGGAAUCAGCACUGGAAGUGCAAAGAUUACGGGCUUCAAGACAACGGUGUGGGCUUGUCUGCUAGCUUUUGCAUUCUAUUCGAUCGAUAUCCAGUCAUCUCUCAAAGAAGUCUCCGGUGCUGAAAGUCUACCUUUACAGGCAAAGGCACUUGUGAUCUUCGAGACGGCGCAACUAUACAAAGUGGGUCAGAUUAUCCAGGAAGUUGUUGACAUCGACAACUCAGAGGAGCAAGGCAGAACGGUUGUGAAGCAAGGUCUUGACAGAAAUCUCGACAUGAUGAAGGAUCGAUACGAUGGUCUUAGUAGCCUCCUAAAGAACGUCGCCCUCGAGAUUGCUAUGACGAUCCCCGAAGAUCUCGAUAUCGACGUGAACGUGAUCUAUUUCCCGCAACUUGGCUUUAACAUUGCCAUUCCCCUCAAUGAUAGGGAACAGCCGAUGUAUUUUGGGACCGAAGACUGGGAAAUUGUUUUCACCACGGAGAACAGAGCCUACUUCAAGGACUUCCGCAUGAGAGAGUUAGAUGGGAAACUCGGAGACAUCUAUGGGCUCAUUUGUGAGAAGGAAAUUGAGAUUGUUUACGAUCUUGCACAGAAGGUCCUCCAGUACGAGGAAAUGCUUAUUCAAGCAUCCGAUAUUUGUGGGGAGCUGGACGGUACUCUUGCACUCACACAAGCUGCCAUGUUCUACAAUCUGAUCCGACCGCGAAUGGUAUCAGAAAAUGUCAUCAACAUCAAGGGUGGCCGCCACUUGCUGCAAGAAUUGACCGUUUCCUCUUAUGUUCCAAACGAUACCUUGAUUAUAGGUGGGGAAGUACCUUUCGAUUUAGACCAAGGUCGUUCUCGGGGAGAUCAAGCUCCAAGCAUGCUCUUGCUCACGGGUCCGAACUACUCUGGGAAAAGCGUCUACAUGAAGCAAGUUGCUUUGAUCGUUUAUCUAGCUCAAAUUGGGAGCUUUGUUCCUGCAGAGAGUGCUGAGCUUGGCAUCACGGACAAGAUCUUGACCAAAAUCAACGCGCAAGAAAGUGUCUCAAAGAUACAAAGUACUUUCAUGAGCGAUCUCCAGCAAAUCUCCCUUUGCCUCAAGCAAGUUUCAGGGCACAGCCUUGUACUCAUCGAUGAGUUUGGGAAAGGGACGAAUGAAAGUGAUGGAAUUGGACUGGCCUGUGGGGUACUUGAGUACUUGCUCAAUAUGGAGGAUGCUCCGAAGGUCAUUGCCGCCACGCACUUUCACGAAAUUUUCGAGAACAACCUUCUAGCACCACGCCCGAGACUUCAGCCGGGACACAUGGAGGUAAAAAUAUCCGAGGAAUCUCAAGAAGCGGAGGAUCAGGUCACGUAUUUGUAUAAGUAUCUCUCGCCAAUGCCUUUUCUUCGAUUGGAUACUUUAGACGAGGGGCUAAUCGUCGUGCAGCUUUCGCCCAGGCCGCAGCAAUGUGCAGCAAUCAAUGGCAUUGAUGCGGCCAUCGUCGCUCGCGCGGAUGAGAUCGCGUCGCUAGCGGCUCGAGGCGAGAAUCUGAUCGCCGCAUGUGCCAUCUUGUCCACGGAAGAAUCAAAGAGUCUUCAGCAUGCAGAUUCAAUAGCAAGGGGUUUCCUUGCAGUUAACCUCUCAGAUCGGAUGAAGCCCCGACAGGGGACGAAGACCAUACUGCAGGAUUUAUUCAAAGCAUCAGAGUGA